This is a messenger RNA of Plenodomus lingam JN3, 1113 nucleotides long. RefSeq lists its product as uncharacterized. Gene Ontology annotation, molecular function: chromatin binding; protein binding. The record is from RefSeq and is a predicted model, not a curated record. Lineage: Eukaryota; Fungi; Ascomycota; Dothideomycetes; Pleosporales; Leptosphaeriaceae. Gene Ontology annotation, cellular component: Set1C/COMPASS complex.
AUGGCGACUGGCUCAGCGACCCCCGGCGCACCUCCGCCGCCUGCAGGCCCGCCGACACAGAAGGUGAGCGACGUCAUCACGAGUUUCCGGCCGUCAAGACGCUUCAAGCCAGGCAGCCAAAGCACAUCAGUCACCUCACUCGACUUCGACGACACGGGCGAACUGGCCAUUGUAGCCCGCGACGACGACACGCUCCAGAUCUACAACUGCAAAGAAGGCAAGCACGCCAAAGAGCUCAAGAGCCAGAAAUAUGGCGUCCACCUUGCCCGCUUCUCCCACCAUGCCCAGAGCAUCAUCUACGCGAGCACAAAAGUCGACGACACCAUUCGCUUCCUCUCCACCCACGACAACAGCUACAUCCGCUACUUCAAGGGCCACACCGACACCGUGACAUCGAUUGCCCUCUGCCCCUCGAGCGACACCUUCCUCAGCUGCUCCAAGGACAACACUGUCCGGCUCUGGAACCUCUCGUCCCCCAACUAUGUCGGCCUGCUGAAUCUGCACACCCCCUACCUUGCCGCCUACGACCCCUCGGCAACAGUCAUGGCCAUUGCCUCGCCACAAACUCAAUCCGUCCUCCUCUACGACAUUCGAAACUACGACAAACCCCCUUUCGCCACCUUUGACCUCCUCGAACUCGAACAGCGCUUCGUCGGCAGCCAACGCGGCGAAUGGACCAAGCUGGAAUUCAGCAACGACGGCAAACAUCUCGUCAUUGCCACAAACGGCGCCGGCCACUUCGUCCUCGACGCCUUCUCGGGCGAGAUUGCCCAUUUUUGCUACCGCAAGGCUGGAUCCUCGGGGCGCUUUGCGCCAGGGUCAUCGCACUCGAAUCACGCCUCUACCUCCAAUGGCAGCACGCCCGCCAAUGGCCAAGGCGACGUCUGCCUCACCCCGGAUGGCCAGUACCUGAUGGGUGGCUGUGGCGAAGACGGCCUAUUAAUCUGGGACAUUUCAAAACCGCCGACGAGCAACCACAUCAACGAGCCGAUGGAGAAGUUGCCAGGACAGGGCAAGGCAGCGAUUGUGGGCUAUAAUCCUCGCACCAAUUUGGUGGCGACUGCGGAUCGGGAUCUGUUGCUUUGGCAGCCGGAUCCGGAUUUGAUGAUGUAG